CGCGCGCUGGACGACGGGGAGAGCAUGGGCGAGGGGGAGAAUAGGGAAGCGGCGGGGACUGGUAAAAAGGACUUGGUCGGAGAUGUCAGUCCUGCAGAGGACACCGGCGACCACCCGCCAGACCAGAUCCCGACGGUGGUCAUCCCGCGGUUCAUCGACGACCACCCGCCGUCACCCGACCUCUUCCUCGGCAAUCUGCCUUUCUCCGUCAACAAGCCGCUCGUGCGCCAAUUUUUUAACCGGUACGGCACCAUCAUCGAUGUGCGCGUAGCAUACGACGCGCAUGGGAACUGCGCGGGCUACGCCCACGUCGAGUUCGCGUCGGUGGAAGAUGCACUGGCCGCACUCAUCGUCGGGGCCCGGCGCGGGUUCUUCUACGGCGACCGCGCGCUGCGGGUCGGGUUCGGCCAGAGCGCACGGGCGCAGCACCACGGAGCGGGCAGCGGGGGCGGUAGGGGCAUCGUAUAUGACGGGUCCGCGGAGCGGUUGCCGCGGAUGGCGGUUCGGUCGAAGACGGUGUAUGUGCAUCAGUGGAAGGGGACGGAGGCAGCGCUGCGGGACCGAUUCCGCAAUUAUCGAGGGUUCGCGGGGGUAUUCGUCGAGCCCCCGAUUCGCGGCAAGCCGUGGCGCGCGGCCUUCGUGCAGUUCGUGGACGUGUACACCGCGGAGCGCGCGAUCGCGUACGCGCGGAGGGAGACGCGGGCGGGCACGGGCGCGGCGGCGCUGGAGUUGGAGGUGACGCGCCGGCCGACGAUGCUGGCCACGGCGGGGUUCGUGGUCGAGGACACGGACGCGU
Molecule: messenger RNA, 796 nt
Organism: Heterobasidion irregulare TC 32-1
Lineage: Eukaryota; Fungi; Basidiomycota; Agaricomycetes; Russulales; Bondarzewiaceae
Exons: 4
Cellular component (GO): cytoplasm; ribonucleoprotein complex; nucleus
Molecular function (GO): mRNA binding
Source: RefSeq, a predicted model, not a curated record